This is a messenger RNA of Topomyia yanbarensis, 780 nucleotides long. It is a transcript of the gene Pfdn6, whose product is annotated as probable prefoldin subunit 6. NCBI's taxonomy places the organism in Eukaryota, Metazoa, Arthropoda, Insecta, Diptera, Culicidae. The transcript has 3 exons. Gene Ontology annotation, biological process: protein folding; chaperone-mediated protein complex assembly. Gene Ontology annotation, molecular function: protein-folding chaperone binding. Gene Ontology annotation, cellular component: prefoldin complex; cytoplasm. The coding region runs from base 155 to 538 and encodes 127 amino acids. The record is from RefSeq and is a predicted model, not a curated record.
UGGUCUCGAUUGUAAAUGUCAUGUAGAAAAUUGUCAAAAAUCAUUGAACGUCCCACGAGCACGGGCAAAAUUACGGUCAUCACCAUAGAAACUCCGAAAAUAAUCCCAACUUUAAUCCCAUAAGGCACAUUGAUCGAUUUCUAUCAACUUACAAAUGGAUAAAGAAACGGCCGUGCUACAGCGCAAGCUGGAAUCCGAGUUGAAAAACUACAAAGAUGCCCAAAAAGAAUUCAACAAGCUUGUCCAGCAACAGCAGCUUCUUGAUGGCCAGUAUAAUGAAAAUAAGAAUGUUUUAGAGGAACUGCAGCUGUUGAAACCAACAAACACGGUUUAUAAACUUUACGGACCGGUGCUGGUGAAACAGGAACUGGAGGAAAGUAAGCAAAAUGUGGCCAAACGUAUCGAAUACAUCAAUAAAGAGUUGAAAAAAUGCACGGAUAACAUAAGCAACCUUGAGCAGAAACAGGAUAAAUACCGAGCCAAUUUGCAGAAGUUACAGCGGCAGUACCAGAAUCAAAUAGCUCUCACGAAGCCUUAGGGAUCUGCAGCAUCAAUCAAUGUUUAUAUUCAGUACAUACGCAUUGUUAAAGCUGUAAAAAGUUUUAGUGAUUGUUAUUAAGCAUAACAUCAAUCUAGUAGCAUUAGAUAAGGAAAAAUGCUUCAACUCGUAAUAUCUAAUUCCAAGAUUGAGGUUGUGCUUAGAACAAAAGUCACUUUUGAGAACUUUUUGUAAUAUUUAACAUGAAUACCCAUUAAAAUAACAUCCUUAGCGUCGAAAAA